AUGCCAAGCCUCCCUCUCACUGAGCGCCUCAGAUUCGCCGUCGUCGCCUUCCUCUGGGCCAAGCUGCUUCUCAAGUCGAUGCACAUGUACAGCGAGGCCAAGAAGUACUUCGUCUCGCCGGGCGAGAAGGAACCUGACCUGGUCAAGACCUACCCUGUGCGCAAGUCUCUGGCCGUGCGCAUCUUCUUCCCGCCCAACUACGACCGCUCCAACCCGUCGCCCCGAUCGGCCAAACUGCCCACCCUCCUGACCAUCCACGGCGGCGGCUUCGUCAUCGGCCAGCCGAACGACAACGACAGCUGGAACCGGGCGUUCGCCAAGCGGCACUCCUUCCUCGUGGUGGCGCUCAACUACGCCAAGGCGCCGGCCAGCCCGUUCCCCAACGCGGUCCACGACAUCGAGGCGCUGGUGGCCUGCGUCCUGGCCGACAGCACGCUCCCCGUCGACACCGAGCGCGUCGCGCUGGGCGGCUGGUCGGCGGGCGGCAACCUGGCGCUGGCGGCGGGCUCGCUGCCGUCGCUGCGGGGGCGCCUGCGCGCCGUCGUGCCGUUCUACCCGGUCGUCGACUUCGUGCCGAGCUUCGCCCUUAAGGCGCGCGCGCGCCGCUACAAGCCGUCGCUGGGCGGCUUCCGCGCGCGCGAGACCGACUUCCUGCUCUCCAUGACCGACCUGUUCACCUGGGCGUACGUGCCCGCCGGCCAGCGCUGCGACAACCCGCUGCUGAGCCCCUUCUACCUGUCGCGCGCCGACCUGCCGCCGAACAUCUUCAUGGUCGCCUGCGAGCUGGACAUGCUGUCUAUCGAGGCGUGGCGCAUGGCGUGCAAGCUCGCCGGCAAGCGGGUGCCCGGCCUGGACGAGGUGGUCGGCUGCCAGGAGCCGGUCGGCAAGGGGGUGCUGAUUACCGAGGGCGAUGAGCGGUUUGCCUGGGAGGUGACGCUGGAGGACGGGUCGCGGUACAAGUGGCUACUGGUUCCAGACACGAUUCAUGGCUUUGACCAGGACCAUAUCGGGGAAUUUACUAAAGACCCGGUGCUCCAGGAGGAUGCGCAGAUCAAGACGGCUAAGGUAGUGGACAUGGUGGGGCAGUGGUUGUUGGACGGGCCAUUGAAAGCAGAGGCUUAA
Thermothielavioides terrestris NRRL 8126 is the source of this 1122-nucleotide messenger RNA. RefSeq lists its product as uncharacterized. The record is from RefSeq and is a predicted model, not a curated record. The coding region runs from base 1 to 1122 and encodes 373 amino acids. The transcript is spliced from 2 exons. NCBI's taxonomy places the organism in Eukaryota, Fungi, Ascomycota, Sordariomycetes, Sordariales, Chaetomiaceae. Gene Ontology annotation, molecular function: hydrolase activity.